CCGCCCCGCCCGCGCCUGCGCGCCCGCCCGGCCCGGGAUGCUGCUGCCGCUGCUGCGGAGUGGCUGCUUCCCUUCGUCCUCCCCGGACGGCGGCGGCGUGGACGCGGGCGCCGGGGGCCGGCCGGCGGCGCGGCUGCAGCGCGGAGCCCACGGGCCGCCGGGGCCGCAUGCGUGCAUGGAUCCGGGUGCCGCGCUGCAGAGGCGGCCCGGGGGCGGCGGCCUGGUCGCGGGCUCCCCCGCUCUGUCGGGCGGUCAGGCCCGCCGGAGGAAGCAGCCCCCCAGGCCGGCGGACUUCAAGCUGCAGGUCAUCAUCAUCGGCUCCCGCGGCGUGGGCAAGACCAGCCUGAUGGAGCGCUUCACCGACGACACCUUCUGCGAGGCCUGCAAGUCCACCGUGGGUGUUGAUUUUAAAAUAAAAACUGUUGAGCUCCGAGGAAAGAAAAUUAGAUUACAGAUCUGGGACACUGCAGGUCAGGAGAGAUUCAACAGCAUUACCUCAGCUUAUUACAGAAGUGCCAAGGGGAUCAUACUAGUAUAUGAUAUCACCAAGAAAGAGACGUUUGAUGAUUUGCCAAAAUGGAUGAAGAUGAUUGAUAAAUAUGCCUCAGAAGAUGCAGAACUUCUCUUAGUUGGAAAUAAGUUGGAUUGUGAAACUGACAGAGAAAUCAGCAGACAGCAAGGAGAGAAGUUUGCACAACAGAUAACUGGGAUGCGGUUCUGUGAAGCCAGUGCCAAGGAUAACUUUAAUGUGGAUGAAAUUUUUCUGAAGCUUGUUGAUGACAUUCUAAAAAAGAUGCCUCUGGAUAUUUUAAGGACUGAGCUGUCCAAUAGCAUCCUCUCCUUGCAACCAGAACCUGAGAUCCCACCAGAACUGCCUCCACCGAGACCACAUGUCCGAUGCUGUUGAUUUGCUACUUCGGAGAGACAAAGUGGAAAUAUCCUGGAAGGGGAAAGUGUUCUAUUCUGCACUACAAUCGUUUUGACAAUUUCCUUUCGCACUUUGUAAUCCAAGUCAGAGCUAUACACUAACUUGUAAAUAUGCCAUUAUGCAAUCCUGGGUAAGUUUUGGUUGUAAAUCACAUAUUCCCUCCAAAUUAUUUUUCAUUGUCCCAGUGUAUAGUGUACAUGCACUGGGAAUCAUAUAGUACUUCUAAUAUGAAGAUUGGAUAUGGGAGAAAUGAAAAGUAUAAUGUUUUCUUGAAAUAAGUAUUAUUGUCCUUGGUAAUUAUAUUAUGAGGACAGAGAAUAUUCUAAUAAGAAAGGAUGUGGUGCUUUGCUUACUGUUUUAAGGAAAAUUUGUAAAAACAAAAGACUUUUGGGGGGAAAAAAGUUACCUUAAGUGCUUUUUCUUUAUAAGACAUUUUCCUCAGCUGUAGCGUCUUUGAAAUAAUAGAGUGUUUCUUCCGCAAAGCAAAGCUCUGUCCAUGGCCGGCAUUGAAGGUUAUUUAUUGUUAUGUAAUGGUAGAAUGUCACUACUUAGAGGGGAGGAUUUGACUUGGUCCUGCGGCCGCAGAAUCUCUCUUACUGUUUCCUAGUGGACACGGAUCCUAAGCUUUUAAGAGCUACAAAGAUUCAAUGAAGAAAUGUUUUUGAAAUUAUACAAGAUUUUGAAACAACGCUGCUGUCCUAAACAAAUCCUGUUUAAAGGAAUUUUACAUUUACUAUAUCAAAGAACAUAAAUGUAUCUGCUUAAACAUUCUAUACCUUUUUAAUGAUAAAAAAUUUCUCCCCAUAUGGUGAAGCUUAUUCCUAUAAGCAUAGGCUGUGUUCCUCUUUUAUUUUUUCUUUUUCUUUUUUCCUCCCCUCUCUCUCUCUCUAUGAAUUUGUGAACCCUCUUUGGUAUAUCUUUUAUUAAACUGCACUGUUUUGUUUAGUUGAGGUAAAGGUAAUGAUGUAUUUGAAUAACUCAGCGUGUCGAGUGUUGUGAUAUGAAAAGCAUUGUGGUCUUUCUACACUAAUGAAGUACAAAUAAAAUUUUGUAUUUAUGAAUGACA
Sorex fumeus (smoky shrew) is the source of this 1994-nucleotide messenger RNA. RefSeq names its product RAB12, member RAS oncogene family (gene RAB12). Gene Ontology annotation, biological process: regulation of exocytosis; Rab protein signal transduction; protein localization to plasma membrane. The record is from RefSeq and is a predicted model, not a curated record. Gene Ontology annotation, cellular component: trans-Golgi network transport vesicle; synaptic vesicle; plasma membrane. The transcript has 6 exons. Gene Ontology annotation, molecular function: GTP binding; GTPase activity. The coding region runs from base 38 to 907 and encodes 289 amino acids. Lineage: Eukaryota; Metazoa; Chordata; Mammalia; Eulipotyphla; Soricidae.